Molecule: messenger RNA, 4196 nt
Organism: Oncorhynchus masou masou (cherry salmon)
Lineage: Eukaryota; Metazoa; Chordata; Actinopteri; Salmoniformes; Salmonidae
Product: dentin sialophosphoprotein-like
Exons: 5
Source: RefSeq, a predicted model, not a curated record
CCUUAAACGGUGAUAACGGUGAUAACGGCGAUAACGGUGAUAACGGCGAUAGUGGCGAUAACGGUAAUAACGGUGAUAACGGUGAUACCGGUGAUAACGGUGAUAACGGUGAUAACGGUGAUAACGGUAAUAACGGUAAUAAUGGCGAUACCGGUGAUAACGGUGAUAACGGUGAUAACGGUGAUAACGGUAAUAACGGUAAUAAUGGUGAUAACGGUGAUAACGGCGAUAGUGGUAAUAACGGUAAUAACGGUGAUAACGGCGAUAGUGGUGAUAACGGUAAUAACGGUGAUAGUGGCAAUAACGGUAAUAACGGUAAUAACGGUGAUAACGGUGAUAACGGUAAUAACGGUAAUAACGGUGAUAACGGCGAUAGUGGUGAUAACGGUAAUAACGGUGAUAACGGCGAUAGUGGCGAUAACGGUAAUAACGGUAAUAACGGUGAUAACGGUGAUAACGGUGAUAGUGGUUAUAAUUAUUUUGUUUUAAGCCUUCCUCAAUCCAUAGACCUAUCCUUAACCACUAGGGUCAGCGUUAAUAACGGUGAUAACGGUGAUAGUGGCGAUAACGGUAAUAACGGUAAUAACGGUGAUAACGGUGAUAACGGUGAUAACGGUGAUUGCGGUGAAAGCGGUGAUAACGGUAAUGACGGUGAUAACGGUGAUAACGGUGAUAACGGUGAUAACGGUGAUAACGGUGAUAACGGUGAUAGUGGCGAUAACGGCGAUAACGGUAAUAACGGUGAUAACGGUGAUAGUGGUGAUAACGGUGAUAAUGGUGAUAACGGUAAUAACGGUGAUAACGGUGAUAGUGGUGAUAACGGUAAUAACGGUAAUAACGGUGAUAGUGGCGAUAACGGCGAUAACGGCGAUAACGGUGAUAAAGGUGAUAACGGUGAUAACAGUGAUAACGGUGAUAACGGUGAUAACGGUGAAAACGGUAAUAACGGUGAUAGCGGUGAUAGCGGUGAUAGCGGUGAUAGUGGUGACAACGGUGAUAAAGGUGAUAACAGUGAUAACGGUGAUAACGGUGAUAACGGUGAUAGUGGUGAUAACGGUGAUAACGGUGAUAAAGGUGAUAAAGGUGAUAACAGUGAUAACGGUGAUAACGGUGAUAACAGUGAUAACGGUGAUAGCGGUGAUAGUGGUGAUAACGGUGAUAACUGUGAUAACGGUGAUAGUGGUGAUAACGGUGAUAAUGGUGAUAACGGUGAUAAAGGUGAUAAAGGUGAUAACAGUGAUAACGGUGAUAACGGUGAUAGCGGUGAUAGCGGUGAUAGUGGUGACAACGGUGAUAAAGGUGAUAACAGUGAUAACGGUGAUAACGGUGAUAACGGUGAUAGUGGUGAUAACGGUGAUAACGGCGAUAACGGUGAUAAAGGUGAUAAAGGUGAUAACAGUGAUAACGGUGAUAACGGUGAUAACGGUGAUAACGGUGAUAACGGUGAUAGCGGUGAUAACGGUGAUAACGGUGAUAACGGUGAUAACGGUGAUAACGGUGAUAGCGGUGAUAGUGGUGAUAACGGUGAUAACGGUGAUAGUGGUGAUAACGGUAAUAACGGUGAUAAUGGUGAUAACGGUGAUAGCGGUGAUAGUGGUGAUAACGGUGAUAACGGUGAUAACGGUGAUAGUGGUGAUAACGGUAAUAACGGUGAUAACGGUGAUAGUGGUGAUAACGGUGAUAACGGUGAUAGCGGUGAUUGCGGUGAUAGUGGUGAUAACGGUGAUAACGGUAAUAACGGUGAUAACGGUAAUAACGGUGAUAACGGUGAUUGCGGUGAUAGUGGUGAUAACGGUGAUAAUGGUGAUAACGGUGAUAAAGGUGAUAACGGUGAUAGCGGUUAUAGCGGUGAUAGUGGUGACAACGGUGAUAACGGUGACAACGGUGAUAACGGUGAUAACGGUGAUAACGGUGAUAGCGGCGAUAGUGGUGAUAACGGUGAUAAUGGUGAUAACGGUGAUAGUGGUGAUAACGGUAAUAACGGUGAUAAUGGUGAUAGCGGCGAUAGUGGUGAUAAUGGUGAUAACGGUGAUAGUGGUGAUAACGGUAAUAACGGUGAUAAUGGUGAUAACGGUGAUAGCGGUGAUAGUGGUGAUAACGGUGAUAACGGUGAUAGUGGUGAUAACGGUAAUAACGGUGAUAACGGUGAUAGUGGUGAUAACGGUGAUAACGGUAAUAACGGUGAUAGCGGUGAUAGUGGUGAUAACGGCGAUAACGGUGAUAACGGUGAUUGCGGUGAUAGUGGUGAUAGCGGUGAUAACGGUAAUAACGGUGAUAACGGCAAUAACGGUGAUAACGGUGAUUGCGGUGAUAGUGGUGAUAACGGUGAUAACGGUGAUAACGGUGAUAACGGCGAUAGUGGCGAUAACGGUAAUAACGGUGAUAACGGUGAUAGCGGUGAUAGUGGUGAUAGUGGUGAUAACGGUAAUAACGGUGAUAAUGGUGAUAACGGUGAUAGCGGUGAUAGUGGUGAUAACGGUGAUAACGGUGAUAGUGGUGAUAACGGUAAUAACGGUGAUAACGGUGAUAGUGGUGAUAACGGUGAUAACGGUGAUAGCGGUGAUAGUGGUGAUAACGGUGAUAACGGUGAUAGUGGUGAUAACGGUAAUAACGGUGAUAAUGGUGAUAACGGUGAUAGCGGUGAUAGUGGUGAUAACGGUGAUAACGGUGAUAGUGGUGAUAACGGUAAUAACGGUGAUAACGGUGAUAGUGGUGAUAACGGUGAUAACGGUGAUAACGGUAAUAACGGUGAUAGCGGUGAUAGUGGUGAUAACGGUGAUAACGGUGAUAGCGGUGAUUGCGGUGAUAGUGGUGAUAACGGUGAUAACGGUAAUAACGGUGAUAACGGUAAUAACGGUGAUAACGGUGAUUGCGGUGAUAGUGGUGAUAACGGUGAUAACGGUGAUAACGGUGAUAAAGGUGAUAACGGUGAUAACGGUGAUAGCGGUUAUAGCGGUGAUAGUGGUGACAACGGUGAUAAAGGCGAUAGUGGUGAUAACGGUGAUAAUGGUGAUAGCGGUGAUAGUGGUGAUAACGGUAAUAACGGUGAUAAUGGUUAUAACGGUGAUAGCGGUGAUAGUGGUGAUAACGGUGAUAACGGUGAUAACGGUGAUAGCGGUUAUAGCGGUGAUAGUGGUGACAACGGUGAUAAAGGUGAUAACGGUGAUAACGGUGAUAAUGGUGAUAACGGUGAUAACGGUAAUAACGGUGAUAAUGGUGAUAACGGCGAUAGCGGUGAUAGUGGUGAUAACGGUGAUAACGGUGAUAACGGUGAUAGCGGCGAUAGUGGUGAUAGCGGUGAUAAAGGUGAUAACGGUGAUAACGGUGAUAACGGUGAUAACGGUGAUAGCGGCGAUAGUGGUGAUAAUGGUGAUAACGGUGAUAGUGGUGAUAACGGUAAUAAGCGCGGUGAUACGGUGAUAGUGGUGAUAACGGUGAUAGCGGUAAUAGCGGUGAUAGCGGUGAUAGUGGUGAUAAUGCUUGGCGAUAGCGGUGAUAGCGGUGAUUGCGGUGAUAGUGGUGAUAGCGGUGAUAGCGGUAAUAGCGGUGAUAACGGCAAUAGCGGUGAUAGCGGUGAUUGCGUGGCGAUCGCGGUAAUAACGGUGAUAACGGUGAUGGCGGUGAUAGUGGUGAUAGUGGUGAUCCGCGGUGAUGCGGUGAUAGCGGUGAUAGCGGUGAUAGUGGUGAUAGCGGUGAUGCCCGGUAAUAGCGGUGAUAACGGUGAUAACGGUGAUCGCGGUGAUAAGCGCGGUGAUAGUGGUGAUAGCGGUGAUAACGCGGUGAUAACGGUGAUAGCGGUCAUAAGCGGUAAUAGCGGUGAUAACGGUGAUAGUGGUGAUAACGGUAAUAACGGUGAUAGUGGUGAUAACGGUAAUAACGGUGAUAAAGGUAAUAGCGGUAAUAAUGGUGAUAACGGUGAUAACGAUAAUAGCGGUGAUAAUGGUGAUAAUGGUGAUAACUGUGAUAACGGUGAUAGCGGUAACAACGGUGAUAGUGGUGAUAACAGUAAUAACGGUGAUAGUGGUGAUAACGGUGAUAACGGUGAUAGUGGUGAUAACGGUAACAACAGUUAUAGCGGUGAUAACGGUGAUAGUGGUAACAACGGUGAUAACGGUAACAACAGUGAUAGCGGUAACAAUGGUAACAACAGUGAUAAAGGUGAUAGCGGUGAUAACGGUGAUAGCGAUGAAUUAUGA